Messenger RNA from Carassius auratus (goldfish), 1264 nucleotides. RefSeq lists its product as uncharacterized. The transcript has 4 exons. NCBI's taxonomy places the organism in Eukaryota, Metazoa, Chordata, Actinopteri, Cypriniformes, Cyprinidae. The coding region runs from base 104 to 874 and encodes 256 amino acids. The record is from RefSeq and is a predicted model, not a curated record.
CGCCCAAACAGCUGUCGGGAGAUUUAAACGUGUUGCGGGCACGCGCCUCAUUGUUCCCAUCAGCUAAACAACGGUAAGAUUACCUGUGAUUCACCACGAGGACAUGGCUCACAAUCUCAACGUCGACCAGGCUCGAAACGGCGAAGAGGACACAGCAACGCCUGGUGUCCCGUCAUCGUGUGCACCUGGUAAAUCAGCAGCUCUGGAUAACCUCAAACCGGUGGCAUCAGUAGCUUCGAGUGGCAGUAACAAUGAGUCUGAACCGGUGACGCCAGGACAUUCACGCCAGGCUACAACAACCCAGAGUCUUGAGUCCAAUGGAUGCAACACACCCUCCUUGAGAUGUGGGGAAAAGCGGGAGAGGGGAUCAGACAACCCCUCUGAAGUUCCCGUGAAACGCCGUUUGAGAUUAUCAAAGGAUAACGGGAGAGAAUGUUCGCCAGAUUACGACGAGAGAUGUGCGGAGCUAUGGAUCGAUGGUGAAGUGGCUGCUUGUGAGGCUUAUGAGUUAUCAAAGUCUAGCAGCAACACCCAAGAAGUCGUUCGACAACCCGACAAUAACAGUUCUUUCAGUCAGCCUCUCACUCCGAGGGACUUUCAGCGUGUUGUUCGAGCCGAAGUGGCAGGCUGUUUUGAACCCAUCACAGACUUGAUUAGUACGAGUAUGGAGUGGAGCAGGACUGAUUUCAAUCAGGUGAUAAACAGACUUCGUACACUGCAAAGGGAUACCACAAUACUGACACAUGAAAUCCGUAAUAUGAGAGUAAAUCAAAGACUGACGUUAGACGCAAUCCCUCUAAUGAAUGAAAGAAUGAGCGUCAUUCAAAAGUGUGUGUUAGAGACGCACAAAAUGUUGACCGCUACUAGAAAAUGAUGGGUAUGUUUAUUAUAGCAUACUGAUACUGUUCCAGCCGAUUUCUGUUAAACUUUUCCUCUUUUUUUUUAUAGAAUUUUGAGUGAAUUUUUUUUUUUUUUAUGAAUGAUGUGCAUGCUUGUUUAUUAUAUUCAUUUUUGUGUGUUAUAGUAAUAGUUUUUUUUAGAAGUCAUUUUAAAAUGGUGAUUUUCAAUGACAUCCAACAAGAUAAUGAAUGGGAUUUUCCGAGUAAUGCAGAACUGUUGAAACAACUUAAAUCUGGAAAAAAAAUACUGUAUUUUACUUAAUAUUCAUCUCUGCAGUGUAUUGUGUUGUUUUAUUGUGUGCACCGAUCAUUGAUAUUUUGUGAACUGGUGAAGAGUAUAACAUUGAUUUGGUUUUUUAAAUGGC